CAGGUCUCGGGCCCUCAGGCGGAGCGGCGGGCGCCGGACCCCCAGAUGGAGCGACAGGUCUCGGGCCCUCAGGCGGAGCGGCGGGCGCCGGACCCCCAGGUGGAGCGACAGGUCUCGGGCCCUCAGGCGGAGAGCGGCGGGCGCCGGACCCCCAGGUGGAGCGACAGGUCUCGGGCCCUCAGGCGGAGCGGCGGGCGCCGGACCCCCAGGCGGGAGCGACAGGUCUCAGGCCCCCAGGCGGGGCGGCGGGGCGCCGGAUCCCCAGGCGGAGCGGCGGGCGCUGGACCCCCAAGCGGAGCAAAUCAGGUCUCGGGCCCCCAGGCGGAGCGGGCGGGCACCGAGUCACCAGGCACGACAGUGGGCUCCGAGUCAAACUGGUAUGACCGCAGGCACUGGGUCAGACAUUGUAUGGUCUGGCUGGACAGCGGGCAUCGGGUCACCAGGCAUCAGGUCAUUUGGGGCUCG
Staurois parvus is the source of this 465-nucleotide messenger RNA. The record is from the annotation of a GenBank genome assembly. NCBI's taxonomy places the organism in Eukaryota, Metazoa, Chordata, Amphibia, Anura, Ranidae.